Messenger RNA from Python bivittatus (Burmese python), 1089 nucleotides. RefSeq names its product ohanin-like. The record is from RefSeq and is a predicted model, not a curated record. Gene Ontology annotation, molecular function: protein binding. NCBI's taxonomy places the organism in Eukaryota, Metazoa, Chordata, Lepidosauria, Squamata, Pythonidae.
GAAGCCAAUAUCCUUGAUGGAAGAAGUAUUUAAGAGACUUCAGUGAAGGGGCUGAAAUCAUUUCAUCCAGAGAAAUCAUGGUCUCCAGGACUCAUAAUUGAAAAGAAGAAACUAGAAUUUAUAGCUGUCAUGUCUCUUUCUACUGGCUUCCAACUUGGCUUGAACUUCCUACAAACAAAGAAUGUCCUGUGGAAGCUCACAGGAUACUGUUGCAUCCUCCUGUUCUCACUAUGCUUUUUCGCUGACCAGGAAAGCGGUGGAAAGGCUCUAGCUUCACCCACCCCAAACCAGUACAAAAUUGAUGUGACUUUCGACCCAAACACAGCAUUUGAAUCACUGGUUGUGUCACCAGACAAGAAGACUGUGAAAAAUAUGGGUGUCCCCCAAGUGGUGCCAGACAGUCCACAGAGAUUCAAUAGCAGUCCCUGUGUGCUGGGCUAUCCUGGAUUUGGAUCAGGGAAAUAUUACUGGGAGGUGGAGUAUGGAACGCAGAGGGAGUGGGCUGUUGGGGUGGCCGGGAAGUCUGUGGAGAGGAAGCGCUAUCUCAGCCUUGUCCCUGAAGAACGGAUUUGGCAAGUGGGCCUCUGGUGGCUUCGGCAACUGGAAACUGAUGCUCACGUGCCUCCCAAGAGGUCUGGAAAGGUUUCCGUAUUUUUGGAUUGCGAUGAGGAAACAGUGACUUUUAACAUGGAUGACAAAGUCACUGCCUUCAAUGCCAGUUUCAAUGGGGAGGAAAUUGUACCCUUUUUCUUUCUAGGGGGAGGUGUUUCACUUAAGAUUCUCUGAGUAGUUACAGUUCUUGGUUAAAACAAGGACUUCUUUCAGGACAACCUUUGCAUUGCCUGUUCAAGCAUUUAAUAACCUCUGGCUUUUGGAUAAUAAUCAUGUAUCAUAUGGGAAUGUACCCCCAUCCCCAAACCGCUAGGAGCAUUUAAAUUCCAGACCUAGAGCGGUUUGUUGCCAUACGCAUUAUACUUCUUUGCAUAAGUAAUGCAAAUAUUGCAGGCUUUUUUCCCCAGAGAAAUAAAGGUUCCGCAAAUGGGAAUUAUGGCUGACACAUUCUAUCCAUAUUACACUGGAUAAAGAGGU